Molecule: messenger RNA, 486 nt
Organism: Rhinolophus ferrumequinum (greater horseshoe bat)
Lineage: Eukaryota; Metazoa; Chordata; Mammalia; Chiroptera; Rhinolophidae
Product: ribosome biogenesis protein NSA2 homolog
Exons: 1
Coding region: 1-486 (161 amino acids)
Biological process (GO): maturation of 5.8S rRNA; maturation of LSU-rRNA
Cellular component (GO): preribosome, large subunit precursor; nucleolus
Source: RefSeq, a predicted model, not a curated record
AUGCCACAAAACAAACAUAUUGAGUUACACCAUAAGCACUAUGGAUAUUGUUUGGAUUACCAUGAGAGAAAGAGAAAGGAGGAAGGUCGAGAGGCUCAUGAACGUUCAAAGAAGGUAAAAAAGAUGAUUGGUCUCAAAGAUAAACUCUACCAUAAACAGCGUCAUGCUGAGAAAAUACAGAGGAAAAAGACUAUCAUGAUGCAGGAAAAGAGAAACACCAAACAAAAGAAUGAUGGAAAGACUCUACCAGGAGCAGUACCUGUAUAUCCACUGGACAAAAAGGGACAGUCCCGAGGUAAAGUACUUCCCAAUAUGAUUAAACAAAAACAAAAAGAAAAAGCAGGAAAAUGGGAAGUCCCUCUGCCCAAAGUUCGUACCCAGGGAGAAACAGAGGUAUUAAAAGUUAUUCGAACAGGAAAGAGAAAGAAGAAAGUGUGGAAGAGGAUGGUUACUAAUGUCUGCUUUGUGGGAGACGGCUUUUCUUGA